AAAAAGUUGUUGCUUGCUUUGGAAAAAUUGGGAAAAAUAGGGAAACAUGAAAAUCUCUGAAUUUUCUUGAUUUCAGUAAAUUCUAAUACUGUUGUAAAUCACUGAGAUCUAAAAUGACUUCGGACGAAUCAGAUGACGAACCAUUGUCGGUGUUAGCAGCUGCUAAAAGAUUAAAUCCUGAGAAAUUUGAAACCUACGAAACUGAAACAACUAUUGAGGUAAUUCGGCCAUCGAAAAAGAAGAAAAAGAAGUACUCACGUAAUGAUACCGUUUCUAUUACCAUAAAAUUACAUCAACCAAUAAAAACCACACGACCGCCGAAGAUAGUUGAGAGGCCUGCAGAUGUAUGGAUGUACAUAAAAGACCUCAAUCCUACUGGACCUUACAGCUGUCUGCUUUGCUCGGAGUGGUUCAUUAACCGGUCUAAAAUAAUACUCCACUAUAUUCUGAAUCACAAAAAAGAUUUUUGUGGAAUUUGUCGCUAUUUUGUGACUGAAAGAGCGGUGUGGCAAACUCAUCAGAAGUUUCACAGUCCGUGGCCAUGCUCACAGUGUCUAGACAGCUUCCCAACACAGGUGGAAUGGCGGAAACACUUCAGUGAGGCUCACAACCUGGUCCAUUGCCGCCUCUGCCACUUCAGAACCACAGACGAUGAUCAAUAUGACGUGCACUUAAUAGAAAAACAUAAUGUAACUAACACAGAGAGUAAAAACGCAGAAGUCAUUUGGGAAGUUGAAUAUCUAGGUUGCCAAAAUUUCCUAUGCUUAUUGUGCAAUAAAGGAGAUGUUUUUUGUAAUAACUUCUUCAACCACUACAUGGGCUAUCACCACUUCACUCUCAAAUGCAUCACAAACAUAAUAUCUGGUAAUGAUCCACCUUUUCAUGUAGACGGUGCUAAUGUAAGUACAGACUUUGUUACAGACCAGUUCAAUAUCAAAACAGGCUACCUGGAAUUGGAAAAAAAGCCAGAUAUUGCUGAUGUGCAAAAUGAACAGGAUUCAGGGGUAAAACAGGAGCCCCUAAGUGAUAAUGAAAAUAAAGAAGCAAAAAACAGUAUUGUAGAAACUUAUAAAGGCGUUGAAGAUUUUGACGUUACCUUAAUGGAAUUGAUUGUGUUGAAUAAAUGUUAUUUUGAGUAUGUCAAUCAAACGUUAAGCCAAAUUAAUUCAAACACAGUUCCUGAGGAUUCUGGUAUAGACUACAAAACUGCCAAUGACGAUGUUGAAUUGGACAUAGAAUGUGGUGUAUGCAAAACCUGUGUUACAUCAAUACAUACAUUUAGCACACACAUGUUAAAGAUGCAUUCUGUUAGAUCUGUACCUAUUUAUUCGUGUAGAGUGUGUGCAACCACAUUUGACAGUCAAGGUGAGCUUGAAGCUCAUGUGACUGAAGAAAUGGGAGAGUUUGAUGAUCUCUGGCUAUGUCAAUUUUGUGACAAGGAGUUUGACAAUCGGGAGAAUACAAGGAAGCAUUUGAACAGCCAUUGGGAUGUUAUGGAGUUUGACAAUUGCUUUAGUCCACACUUGGGUUUUAAGUGCAAGUACUGUCCUACAUUGUUUUGGAAUGAACCUGAUAGAGAGACUCAUCAAAUAAGAGUGCAUUUUGUUAAGUACAAGGAAGACUUUUAUAAGUGCGAAAAUUGUUCAGAGAUAUUUAGUGAUAAGAUUUGGUUCAUCCACCAUUAUGUGGAAAAGCAUCAGUCGGUGCAAGAAGAGCUGCUUUUCCUUGUUAAAUGUUGUGUGUGUUGUCUAGUGUUGAACACAGUUGAAGACAUGAGAGCACACUUUGAGAAACAACAUUCUGAUGCUAGGAAAAUCUUCUGUUCCCUGGGAGCUUGUGUGUUCAAGCCACUGAGUCAAAGGAAAUCAUUCAAAGUGCAUAUCAAGACGGUCCACGCUACAGAGGAGAAGAAGCCACCACGGCCAGAAGUAUGCACGAUCUGCACACGAGAGUUCAACAGCUCGCGCGCGUGUGCAACGCACAUGGCUCAGGCGCACGGCGCGCGCAACUACAAGUGCAAGCUGUGCCGCGACGUGCUACACACGGUGGACGAGCGCAAGCUGCACUACCUCAUUCGGCACCCUGGCAAGCACCCUUACGAAUGUUCAGAGUGCGGCAAGUCCUUCCAGUACAAAUCAUCUCUGUACAUGCACAAGCAAGUCCACGCACCGAAUAAGCCCACUUAUACGUGCUCGUUCUGCGGGAAGGUGUUUAUGAAAAAGGAUUCCUACCGCGAGCACAUCCAGAUUCACGAAGGGCCUCGGCACGCAUGCUCCUACUGCCCGAUGCGGUUCGUGCAACGCUCGAAUAUGCUGCGACACGAGCGGAGGCACACAGGCGAACGGCCCUACGCGUGCCCGCAGUGCCCUCGCACGUUCUCGGAUAAAGGCGCCUGCACUUCGCACGCGAGGACUCACACCAAGGACAGGUCGUACGCCUGCAUAUACUGCGGGCAGACGUUUGUUCAGAAGUCUAAACUCACGUAUCACGUCAGAAAACAUACUGGGGAGAACCUGGAGACGUGUCAAGUAUGCUCGAAGCUGUUCACGAGCGCGUGCUCCCUUCGCGAGCACAUGAAGAUCCACGAUCGCCACACCAAGGUGCCGGUACAGUGCCCACUAUGUGAUCGCAAGUACCAAGACGAGCGCUACAUGCUCCGCCAUAUUCGCACGUCACACACGCACGUGCGCUACACGUGCCCGCUGUGCCGCAAGGAGCUCACCAGCCCCGCCGGGCUGCGGCUGCACGUCGUCACGCACGGCCAGGCCAACAUGUACAAGUGCAAAUCCUGCCCCAAAACCUAUGCUGUGAAGCGGACAAUGAUUCGUCACAUUCGCAAACGGCAUAUGCCCAAGAAUACCUCCCGCGCCCCACGAGAAUUCUACCAGAAGUUAGACCCUCGAGAAUGUUGUUUACCUCUCGACGAAGAAGCGAUGACGAAAAUCUUCGGACCACCAAAGAAGAAGUCCAGCGAAAACGUCAUCAGAGACUUUGUGACGUUCACCAAAGGCUUAAAACUCCCUGAGAAUCCCCCGGCUAAUGAUGGCGGCGAUGACGACGACGACGAUGACGAUGACGACGAGGAUUUGAGUGAAGAGGGAAGCCAAGACAAGGACAGCGAAGGUGAGAGCGAGGUUGAUGAGAAAACGCCGCAGAAAACCGAGGAAGAAGCAGAGUUGGAGCCGACUGACUUUGUGAGCGUUAAGAUCGAGCAUGUGGAAGAAGAUGUGGAGGAAGAACAGUGAAUUGAAUCAAUAUUAGCGACAACUCAAAAUGCUACCCUAUGAGCUUGUAUAAUCUUGAGCAAUAUGAUCUUCAAUCAGAAGUCGGUAUGUCGAGUUAUACAGGGUGUUAGGUAAAUGGGUAUAUGAGCCGACACUAGCCCAUGUUAACAUGGGCAUAUAAAUGGU
This is a messenger RNA of Ostrinia furnacalis (Asian corn borer), 3410 nucleotides long. RefSeq names its product zinc finger protein Xfin. The record is from RefSeq and is a predicted model, not a curated record. NCBI's taxonomy places the organism in Eukaryota, Metazoa, Arthropoda, Insecta, Lepidoptera, Crambidae. The transcript is spliced from 10 exons. Bases 114 to 3245 code for a protein of 1043 amino acids.